Molecule: messenger RNA, 1728 nt
Organism: Priapulus caudatus
Lineage: Eukaryota; Metazoa; Priapulida; Priapulimorpha; Priapulimorphida; Priapulidae
Product: formin-like protein 20
Exons: 1
Coding region: 1-1728 (575 amino acids)
Source: RefSeq, a predicted model, not a curated record
AUGAUUUCCGUCGUGUACCGCAACCCCGACGACAUGAUCUAUGAAGAUAUUCUCGUGAAGGAGACGUCGCUGGGAUCCAGGCCGGGUUCCCUGCGCCGCAUCCAGCACCAGCGUCUGAGCGGGCGUUCGACGCACGGCCGGGAGAGCAGCAGUGCGCCCGGCAGCAUGCGCCGCAACAAGCAGACGGCGCCACCUGGCAGCCUGUCUCGCAGCGAGGGGUUCCCGGUAGCGGGGGCGCCACCGGCGCGUGGCAGCGGGCGGCGGCAGGGCUCGCGCGACAGCGUGCGCGGCGUGCGCAUCGACAGCGUGCGUGGAGGCGCUGCCGACAUCGCUCACCGCAUGCAGGCGGCUAACCCAGCCGCGACCCCGCCACGUCCCGCGCAGCAUCCAUCGUCCGACCCGGCGACCGGCUUCAUUCCGGCGGGCGCAUUCCACCCCGUCGCGGCGCCCCCUACCGGAUCGCUGCGGAACUCGCAUCGCUCGGCGCGAGGUUCGGCCGGUCGCCGCGGUGACGGCGACGGUUACGCGUCGCAGCGCUCGCGCUCGUCGCAGCGUUCUCGCGGCUCGCAGCGGCGACGCCGCCGCCAGAGCGCGCCCGACAACAGCUCGACGACGGACCUCGCACCGGACAAGACGAGCACGCCGUACGGCACGCCCGUGACGCUGCGCGCCUCGCAGCGCAGCUCACAGAGCCUCGGCCGUGAGACGGCCGCCGCCGCCGACAGCCUGCCGCGGAGCAGCAUGCGUGCGAAGGCGCGGCGCGAGGCGAGGCACCAGCGGCGCAACCGCGAGCGUGCGGAGGCACGCGAGCGCAUCCGCUCCAACGAGAACCUGCUCGCGCACUCGCCGCAGUCGUCGCGGCACGAUUACGACAACCCGGGCUACGCGCACACGGAGGACAACGACACGGCGGCGGCGGUGGGAGGGACGCGGCGCGGGGAGGAGCCUGUGUACGCGUCGACGUCGCUGCAAUCGUCGGGCGCGUGGCAGCAGCAGCAGCAGCAGCAGCGCAGCUACCCGGGCACGCCGAGCACGACGCGCUCGCUGCGGCAGUAUCCAUCGGACGCGUCCGAGCAGCCGCCGCCGUACACGCCCCUCGCCGCUGCCUCCGUGUCCGACCUCGCGCGACUCCAGAACUCCUCGUCGCUGCUCAACCUCGCAAAGCACGUGCCCCCGCCGACCGUACCGCCGCCACCCCCGUCCCGCUACUCAGCCGCCGCCUCCGCUGCGUCGAACGCACCGCCGUCCCGCUACUCAGCCGCCGCCUCCGCUGCGUCGAACGCGCCGCCGUCUCGCUACUCAGCCGCCGCCUCCGCUGCGUCGAACGCGCCGCCGUCCCGCUACUCGGCGACGGACGCGCUGCCGCUGCCACCCUACCCGACGGACAUGUAUCCGUAUGUGCAGACGACGCGCGCUUCCAUCGUGGACACGUCGUUGCCGCCGCCGCCGUCGUCGGUUCCCUCCACGCCGCGGCCGCCAAGUCAGAUGUCGUAUGAGGAGCGGAGGACCCCGCCGCCGCCGCCACAGGUACCGCCACCAAAGCAGCACUGGUCGAAGCGGCGGCGGCCGUCGGUUCGGAGCGGCACGUCGACUUCGCGUGUUGCCCGCGCGACGUCGUCCGACGAUUCGUUCCGCGACGGCCAGGGCGCGCUAGUGUCGAGCGAGCCUGGCGGAGCAUCCGGUGCUGGCUUCUACUACAUGCGGGGAGGUGAGGUGCGGCGGACGUGA